Diorhabda carinulata is the source of this 2235-nucleotide messenger RNA. RefSeq names its product zinc finger protein OZF-like. The record is from RefSeq and is a predicted model, not a curated record. Gene Ontology annotation, biological process: regulation of transcription by RNA polymerase II. Gene Ontology annotation, molecular function: DNA-binding transcription factor activity, RNA polymerase II-specific; RNA polymerase II cis-regulatory region sequence-specific DNA binding. The coding region runs from base 111 to 1760 and encodes 549 amino acids. Gene Ontology annotation, cellular component: nucleus. The transcript is spliced from 2 exons. NCBI's taxonomy places the organism in Eukaryota, Metazoa, Arthropoda, Insecta, Coleoptera, Chrysomelidae.
CGAGUCUCUAAUUGUCAUUAAAAUAAUGAUUAGUAUUACAUUAUUUUAAUUUUAAAUUAAUAUAAUAUGAUGAUAAAGAUCAAAAUAUAGCAACAGGUUAUUAACAAAAAAUGGAUAUUCAAAAUAUUAAAGAAGAAAUUGAUAUCUAUAAUAUUAAGGAAGAAGUGGUUGACCACGAUGCCAUUCUACCGAAUAUUGAUAUAAAACAUGACUUAAUUGACGAAGUAUCUAUGCUAAAAACUCAAAAGAUAAAUGAACCAAUGGAUGGAAUUUAUUCAGUCAAAAAAGAAUUAAAUUAUGACUCAAAUACUGCUAAAAUAUUUGAUAAUCAUGUGGGUACAUCUAUUAAAGCAAAAAAAAACAUUCCUGAUACACCUAAGAUGAAACUUGGAUACGGAAAGCGAACUAAAUCAAAAGGACUAAUGAGAAAUGGGAUAAAUGUUCAACCAAAUCCUAUGGGGUUAGUGAUAUGUGUAUAUUGUGGUAAUUUAUUCACAAAACAAGUAGAAUUGUUACAUCACUUGGAGAUGAAUCAUUAUAUAAAAUACAACAAAUUCCAUAAGAUUCACCGCAAUAGUAAAAAUAAUACUUACCUUAUAGCAAAUCUUAAUAUAAAAGAUGAAAUUGAAAUAGUUGAUCAUGAAUUGAAAGUGGAGUUUCAAGAAACAACACAUCAGUUGGAUGUGACUGAUAAUUUAACUGGUUCAAAAUCGUUUGUAGAGGAGAAAAGUGAUACAAAUAAACAGUUGCAUAUUCACAUAGGAUCAGAGCCAUUUUAUUGUGUUAUUUGUUUGAGAACUUUUACACGUAGAAGUAGUUUAGGCAGACAUUUUCGUAUUCACGUCAAAGAAAAACGAUUCAAAUGUGAAUCUAAUGAAACUGUUCAUAAAAUGAAUUUGAAUAAGUAUUUGCCGGUGAGGGAAAAGCCAUUCCAAUGUGAAAUUUGUUUGAAACCAUUUUCCCGUAAAAAUAAUUUGAUUACACAUAUGCGUAACCAUACAGGAGAAAAGCCAUUCAAAUGUGACAUUUGUUUGAAAACUUUUUCACAAAUGAGUAGUUUGAAGACACAUUUGCGUGGUCAUACAGGAGAAAAGCCAUUCAAAUGUGACAUUUGUUUGAAAACUUUUUUACAGAAAAGUGACAUAGAGAGACAUUUGCGUAGUCAUACAGGAGAAAAGCCAUUCAAAUGUGAUGUUUGUUUGAAGCCAUUUUCUCGGAAAAUUAAUUUGAAGGCACAUUUGCAAAGUCAUACAGGAGAAAAGCCAUUCAAAUGUGAUAUUUGUUUAAAAUCAUUUUCACGGAAUAUUAAUUUGAAGACACAUUUGCGAAGUCAUACAGGAGAAAAGCCUUUCAAAUGUGACAUUUGUUUGAAAUCAUUUUCAAGAAAUAUUAAUUUGAAGACACAUUUGCGAAGUCAUACAGGAGAAAAGCCUUUCAAAUGUGACAUUUGUUUGAAAAAUUUUUCACAAAUAAGUGGUUUGAAAACACAUUUGCGUAGUCAUACAGGUGAAAAACCAUUCAAAUGUGAUAUGUGUUUGAAAACAUUUUCACAGUUAAGUGGUUUGAGAAUACAUUUGCAUAGUCAUACAGGAAAAAAGCCAUUCAAAUGUGACAUUUGUUUGAAAACUUUUUCACAGACAAGUGAUUUGAAAAAACAUUUGCGUAGUCAUACAGGAGAAAAGCCAUUCAAAUGUGACAUAUGUUCUAAAACUUUUUCACAGAUAAGUGGUUUGAAAACACAUUUGCAUAAUCAUAAAUGAAACUUGUAGUUUAUAAAAAGUUUAUAUGUUUAUAUUUUUUAAAAUGAAUUAUAUUUAGGGAUAUAUAUAUAUAUAUAUAUAUAUAUAUAUAUAUAUAUAUAUACGUUGGUGCGACAGUAUUUUAAACUUAUGUAAACUAUUAUCAAAAUUCCAAAAGUAUAUAAUAAAAAUGUAUGUACACACAACAUCCUUUGAAACGGUAGGUGUAUAUCUGACUUUUAAGUCAGUGGUUUUUGCCCCCGAGUCAAAAGACGUGAAAUAAGACACAGUUCGAACACGAAGUGUGACUACACUGCUUUGCUCGCUUCAGUUUACGUAGUUCUGUUCCUGUGCAUUAAUAUUAUCUACCAUCUUAUUUUUCAUCAUUUUUAUUAAUCUUUAAGAGCGAGAGUGCUCAUUGAAAUAGCUGCUCAUUAGUUUAGUGGACUUAUGAUUCGUUCAACUUCGGAACUUCAAUGAACAGCAUAUGAAUUAC